GUCAACACUAAAACUAGCAUAAGAAUCAUUCUGCAAACGGUCUCAACAUGUCGGAGAAUUUCGAUCUGAGUGAAUCGACUGCCAUUUACAGAAUGUCGUACGUGAUGCAUGUGGCAGAGGAUAAGAACUUGUUGCCACGUGCAGCUCAAAAGGCCAACGAGCUGAAGGUGUGCGGAUAUAUGAUGUAUACGCACAGUGGUCACGCUGUGAGUGGUGAACUGGAGGGGACACGGGAGAAUCUGAAGCAAAUGCUGACAUGGCUGGAACAGGAAAUGCCAAAGGGCAGUGAAAAGCCACGCCUUGGCCAAUAUCAGCAGCAGUUGAAGGCCAAGUAUGAUGAUUUCUUUUGCUGUUAGUCCAGCUGCUUUGAGAAUUUACUUGAUUAAAAUUUAGCUAUAACCACAAAA
This is a messenger RNA of Drosophila innubila, 407 nucleotides long. RefSeq lists its product as uncharacterized. The transcript has a single exon. The coding region runs from base 48 to 356 and encodes 102 amino acids. The record is from RefSeq and is a predicted model, not a curated record. Lineage: Eukaryota; Metazoa; Arthropoda; Insecta; Diptera; Drosophilidae.